GCGAGCCAAUCACGUCGCGUUCUUAUUUCAAACACAACAUUCGAAUUUGGAAUAAAAUUUUAAAUACUUCAUCAAACAAUAAUAGUGAUGUGCUUAAAUUAGACUUAAUCAAAAAUAAUAUCGAUAGAAAAGAAAAUAAAUAAAAUGGAUCCAGAGAAAAAUAAAGUAAAAGAGGUGUCAGUGGACGAUAUUCUACAAAUACUGGGACCGUUUGGAAAGUUCAACGUUUGGAAUUAUUUACUUAUUUUGUUUCCCGUGUUAUUGGCGGGGAUGUAUUCGUCUGUGUAUAAUUUCGAAGCGAUGGAUCUUAGAUACAGGUGUGCAGUACCAGAAUGCCAAGACCAAGAGGCGAACUUCACAGCGCCUUAUCUCGCGGACGGCACGCUCGCGAAGUGCGUGCGAUUCGCGCCUUUUACUAACUCCACGGAGCACGUCGCCAACGACACGUGCUCGCCGCACUACUUCGACACGUCCACGGAGGUCAAGUGCGACUCCUAUAUUUACUUCGAGGAACAUUCCAUUGUCAAAGAGUUUAACCUCGGCUGUCAAGAUUGGAAGAGAUCCCUGGUGGGUACCAUCCACAAUGCCGGCUUCUUCAUCUCCAUACCACUGACUGGUCUCAUCUCCGACAAGUAUGGAAGACGCUUGGCACUGGUCUUCGCGAGCGUUGCAAAUGGCGUGUUCGGAGUAAUUCGAGCGUUCUCUCUGAAUUACGAAAUGUUUAUCGUGCUUGAGUUUCUGGAGCCUGCUUUGGGUGGUGGAGUUUAUACUGCUUGUUUCGUUUUGGCGUUGGAGCUUGUUGGUCCAAAAGGCAGAGUGUUCAUCAGUCUACUAUUCAACACAAUGUUCAUACUCGGCGGAGUGACUGUCACGCUUCUGUCUUGGUGGCUGCAGAGUUGGAGAUAUCUCCUAUUAAUCAUCUAUACACCAGCAAUAUUAGUGUUCUUCUAUUUGUGGUCGCUCACCGAAAGUUUCCGAUGGUUAUUCAGCAAAGGACGGUACGAAGAAGGUAUAAACGUUCUAUCUAAAUGUGAGAAGAUUAACAAUGUCACAGUCCCCAAAGACCAUUACGCCCAAGUGGAGAAAGAAGCAAUGAAACAGAGAGACGCGAGGAAACGCGAAGUUGUUGCAACUAACCGUUCCACUUUCAAACAGCUUCUAAUGUCUCCGAUGAUUUGGAAAAGAUUGUUCACUUGUUCUUUCCUCUGGACAACGUCUACUUUGGUUUACUACGGUUUAUCCAUCAAUGCUAUAGAACUAUCUGGGAAUAGUUAUUUGAAUUACAUCGUGGUUCUUGUGAUUGAAGCUCCAGCCAAUGUCUGCAAGUUGGUUUGCCUGGACAGGUUCGGAAGGAAGAGGGUUAUAGCGAUUGCAUAUUUGUUGACUGGUGCUAUACUUAUCAACUAUGGAUUUAUACCAGGUGGAAACUGGUCAACAGCCUUCUAUCUGGGCGGGAAAUUCUUCAUCACCCUCGCAUACAACUCUCUGUACAUUUUCGCGGCGGAGGUUUUCCCCACCAAUUACAGGACGACAUUGUUAGCGAUUUGUUCCACUGUGGGACGAAUAGGCUCGGCCGUCGCCCCGCAGACACCAUUAUUGUCAAAGUUCUACGAAUUCCUACCAACUUUACUGUUUGGUGUAAUGUCAGCGAUGUCCGGAUUCCUUGUACUCACUCUACCGGAGACUAACAAUCAAAAACUUCCAGACUCUCUAAAAGAUGCUCAGGAUCAAGACAGGAAGAGACAAACAGACGAGAGUCAAAGAGAAGGAGAUUUUGAUGAAAUAAAAAGAGACCAUAGAGACGGUGAAAAGAGGACUAGUUUAUGAAUGAAUCGAAAGAUUUGCUUUGUUUCAUUGUGUGAGAGAAUUGGUGAAUUUAAAGACUGAAUUAAUAAAGUUAUAGGGCAGUGCGUUUUCAAUAUUAUCUUCAAUACUCGGUUGCUACUUAUAUUAUAGCAUGCAAUGACAUUUACUAGAGAUAGGGCACUGCCAAUGAUAAUUUUAUACUAUAGAUGGGUUACGUCCUUACAAAAUCACCGCAAAAAGUGAUCCGAAUACAAAACUGAGGGCACACAAGCACAAUUUUGCCUUUAAUUCCAUUAUAUAUUUAUGUAUAUAUAGUUUAUACACUUCCUGAACACACAACUCGUCAUUGUAGACGAUAUUUAGGUAUUAUUUGUUUAAAUAACGUUCGUUGUUGACCACAACUAACAUUGAGUUGACUGCAAAUUUCCUCUUUUGAGCGCCUCAUUUUUCAUGCGUUAGUAAUACAUCUAACAGUAUUUUAUAUCAUAGGGCACUAACACAUCGAAACUGAGGCGGACUGUGCAUAAUUGUCCUAAUUUCAUUUAGUCGCUUAUUAAACAACGAAAGUUAUUUUAACACAUAAUACCUAAAUAUUGUCUACAAUGUCGAGUUGUGUGUUUAGGAAGUGUAAAAACUAUAAACACAUAAAUAUAUAAUGUAAGUAAACACAAAACUGUACAUGUUUGCACUCACUAAAUUCGGGUCACUUUUUGCGGUAAUUUUGUAGGCACGUAACAUUUUUGUAGGCACGUAACAUAUCUAUGGUAUAAAAUAAUCAUUGUCAGCAUAUUUUAAAAAAGUUGAAGCCAUAAAUACAUAUGGGUCGAAUGUGGAAUAUUCCUUUUACAGUCAAUUGAAUAUUACAUUCAGCCCUAAGAGUCACAAAUAGGUACUCUAAAUACGAGUACUAAUAAUACCUACUAUAAUUAAUUCAGAGAGUUUAUCUAUGGUUUAAUUUUAUAGUUAUUGUACGAUUGAUAUCCAAAUAUGUGUACCUAAUACACUGAUUAAAGAAUAAUAGGCAGAUAGAGCGAACGGAACACGGCAGUCAUUCUAAAUAUAAAUUCAAAAACUAAUACAUUCUCGAGUCUGUACAACACAAAGCAUCAGUAAUUUUCAAUAUUAUUCAAGAAAAAUGGCGUCUUAUGUUUUUUAAUAUUUAAAAAAAAAAUCACAAAAACAAAAAAAAUUAAGUUGGAAUUACUAUUAUUUUAUGGAUAAGGUAUACUGUAUUUUGAUUAUUUAUUGGUCUAUUAGGAUAUCAAUUUACGUAAUUAUCUUAGGUGUUGUCUUGAAAUACAAAUUAUGAAAAGGUUUGUUUAUGCGGAUUAUAAAUACGGGGGCGCGUGACAUUUUUUUUUUUUGGGUUUCACCGGCCUCACUGCGCGACUUGUAAAGACUCAUUCUGUCUCAUUCUGUAUUCUGUGGCCUAAUAUAACAAAAUUAUUAGAAUCAAAUCUUGCUGAAAGGGGUAAAAUAGCUGAAAAAUAAAGAAAUCUGUUUAUUUUUUUAUAUAUUUAUAUGGAGUUCUUAUUAACUGAUACUUAUAAGCCUUUCUCAUUUCCUUAGUAUUUUAAAUAUUUUAAGUAGCUAUAAACUGCAAUUUUGUAAUACUUACUUAUAAAAAAAAUAUAA
Messenger RNA from Bicyclus anynana (squinting bush brown), 3441 nucleotides. Its product is annotated as organic cation transporter protein. NCBI's taxonomy places the organism in Eukaryota, Metazoa, Arthropoda, Insecta, Lepidoptera, Nymphalidae. Gene Ontology annotation, biological process: transmembrane transport. Bases 145 to 1827 code for a protein of 560 amino acids. Gene Ontology annotation, molecular function: transmembrane transporter activity. The record is from RefSeq and is a predicted model, not a curated record. Gene Ontology annotation, cellular component: membrane. The transcript is spliced from 6 exons.